AUGAAGCAGCCAAAGACCGCGAAACAGCUCGAUGAUUGGCUGCGGAAAGUUUCGAUUUUUACGUCUUUUGCAGGAGAAGGGCAAAAGUCUUUUGAGAAUGAAUUGGUGGGAAGGAAGCAGCGAAACUCGCCUUCUAAUUGCACCGGAUUCCGCGAAAGGGUUGGCCAUUUCUUAUCACUUCGGCAUCCCAAAUCAGGAAAAGCAACAUGCUACCUUGUUGUCGAUGAGAAGCUUUUAGAACUUCAAUGGUUUAAGUUACCUUAUGGAUCUUGGUUUCUGGGAGAUUACGUCCAUAAAGAUGGUUGCCUGUAUACUGCCACACCAGUUGAUCCAGUUUUCAUCAUGUUGCCCCUUUUUGAGGAAGCUAAGAUGAAGAAAGCAGAUGAUCCUGGGAAGUUUAGGCAAUUGGAUGAGAUUUUGUUUAUAAAUGGUUACCCUGGAUAUCAGCAUUUAUUGGCCAUUGCGGAGAAGUCCAUGCAAGUGGUUUGCGAAGUUAAAGAAAUUGGAUCAACAAGGUUUUUUAGGCUUGAUGACACUAAGGUUCUUGCUUGGUUGUCAAACAAGGUACACCGAGUGAAGCAGACUCUGAGUACUCUGGACAAAAACUAUGCUGCCCGAUCUGAGAAAGAGAUGUUAGCUGAUGCUGUCUCAAUAAUGGGGGAGUACUUGCUGGAUGAACCUUGGUUGAAAAAUCUCUGUGAUAGUCUGAAAUUGAAUUUAGGGGAUGUUGGAGAGGCAGCUCAUAAACAAAACCUUCAAGAUGGAGCAGAGACAAAUGACUUUGGAUCUCCUGUAGCCUUACAGGGAAAGAGUGGGACGGAAAAAAGGGCUUCAAAGGUUGGAAGGCAAGUUAAAAAAGCAAAAGUAGAGACGGAUUCUCAAAAUAUCAAAGAAAUGUUCACCAGGGCUUCGAGAAGGACCAGAUAAAUCUUGUCCGAGUGGAGUAGAUGAAGAAACUCCCCGUAACAAGAUGACCAGAGACAUUCCUUCACUGCCUUUUCCAGUCUUUGGCUGAUUUGUUCCUAGUAUUGGAGCCAGAUGAUCCACACAUUCGGCAAUCAUCCGGUCACGGCUGAUUUAUCUGUUGGAACUUUAACCACACUUUCUGCUAAGUAUGGACUUCAAUACCCGAUGUUGUAAAAAUUUUCAGCUUGU
Rhodamnia argentea is the source of this 1155-nucleotide messenger RNA. Its product is annotated as ribonuclease H2 subunit B. Lineage: Eukaryota; Viridiplantae; Streptophyta; Magnoliopsida; Myrtales; Myrtaceae. Bases 1 to 927 code for a protein of 308 amino acids. The record is from RefSeq and is a predicted model, not a curated record. Gene Ontology annotation, cellular component: nucleoplasm; ribonuclease H2 complex. Gene Ontology annotation, biological process: RNA catabolic process; ribonucleotide metabolic process. The transcript has 11 exons.